Molecule: messenger RNA, 1737 nt
Organism: Melanotaenia boesemani (Boeseman's rainbowfish)
Lineage: Eukaryota; Metazoa; Chordata; Actinopteri; Atheriniformes; Melanotaeniidae
Product: N-acetyllactosaminide beta-1,3-N-acetylglucosaminyltransferase 3-like
Exons: 2
Coding region: 118-1269 (383 amino acids)
Cellular component (GO): membrane
Molecular function (GO): hexosyltransferase activity
Source: RefSeq, a predicted model, not a curated record
CUCCGCCUCAUCCAAACGGGUAAAGAAAUAGACUCGGCUGAAAGCUCGUUCCUGACGUCUUGUAAAAAGUUACAGCUUUCUGAUAAGUCAGGUGGACUCACGUGUUUAUACCUCAAGAUGACCAGGACUUUGAAGAACAUUUCACAAACUUUCUUACUUUUGGUGAUUGCCGUGGUGAUUUUCUUGUUUAAAUAUAAUGCUGAUUCCAACUUCACCAGGGCCCGUGUACCUCUCCGGCUUCCUAAGCCUAGAAAUAUAAAUCGAAGAAACCUAACAAUCACAAUCAACUCCGAUGAGCUCGUGUCAAAAUGUGAACAAAACAUGAAUGUUACCAAAGUGAAAGACUUCAGCUCUCUUCCUGAUCAUUUAAAAGACUUCCUGUACUAUCAACACUGUCGCUAUUUCCCCAAGCUACUGGAUGUUCCUGACAAAUGUGGAGGAAUGCAUAAUUCUGACGACGUCUUCCUUUUGCUGGUCAUUAAAAGCUCCCCAGAGAACUACGAACGACGAGAGGUGCUGCGUAAAACUUGGGCGAAAGAGAGGUCACACAAUGGUGUGUGGAUACGAAGGAUCUUUAUUUCCGGAACAUCUGGUGAAGGUUUAGAAAAGGAAAAGUUGAAUAAACUACUUGAUUUGGAGCACCAGGAGUUCAAUGACAUCCUUCAGUGGGACUUCAGUGACACAUUUUACAACCUCACUUUGAAGCAGAUGCUCUUCCUACAGUGGCUGGAAAGUAACUGUCCAAAUGUUCGCUUCCUGUUUAAUGGAGACGAUGAUGUGUUUGCACACACUAGCAAUAUUGUUGAUUAUCUCCAAAGCCUCACAGAAAAUGAUGGAAGCCAGCACCUUUUCACUGGCUUUUUGUUCACAAAUGAGAAGGUUGUUAGGUGGCCUCCAAGUAAAUAUUAUAUUCCAACACAAAUACAGAAGGAAAACCAGUACCUCCCUUACUGUGGGGGUGGGGGCUACAUACUGUCUGGCUACACAGCACUGGUUAUAUACAAAAUGUCUCAGGACAUACCCCUUCAUCCCAUUGAUGAUGCUUACAUGGGGAUGUGUCUGGCCAAAGCAGGACUUUCACCUUCUUCCCAUAUUGGUGUGAAGACACUGGGACUAAAUCUACAUUCCAAAGAACAAGAUGAUCAUGAACAUUGCUUUCUGAGGCAGCUACUACUUGUGCACAAAUACCUUCCACCUCAGAUUUAUGCACUGUGGAAACAAGUGCAUGAUCGACAUCUGAAAUGUCCUUCCACAAUGAUACUGAAAUAAUGGCGUCGAACAACCAGUAAGUAAAAGCUUGAGAAACUAGAGCUAGGAGUUUUCUAUGAGUUAUGUAUCAUAGCACACAAUGGGUGUUUUUUUAUGUUUUUUUAAGUUACUUUUUUUUCUUCUGUGAAUUAGUUUCUAAAAACAUUGUUGGGUGUUGCAAGAAAUUCCAGUCAUAUCUAUAAUCUAAAUCAAAAUUUUAAAGUUAAGACACAUGUGAGGUUGAUCAAAACAGAACCUUGGAGAGAACUAUUAUGAUAUUCACAGCUUCAGAAUAACAACAAUACAAAAUAAUCAGGAUUUUUUUUUAAAUUGUGUUAAAUCCUUUUCUGCCAUACAUGUUUAGAGUUUAACCCAUAAGAACCCGACGUGACAUAUUUGUCACAUACAGUUUCUGAGACAUUUUGCUUCAAUUUAUGGUAUAAACUUAGUUUAAAAUCCGGUUGAACACAAUCUGAUACUUGUCUUCUG